Molecule: messenger RNA, 6077 nt
Organism: Xiphias gladius (swordfish)
Lineage: Eukaryota; Metazoa; Chordata; Actinopteri; Istiophoriformes; Xiphiidae
Gene: ptprz1a
Product: protein tyrosine phosphatase receptor type Z1a
Exons: 30
Coding region: 327-6050 (1907 amino acids)
Biological process (GO): peptidyl-tyrosine dephosphorylation
Molecular function (GO): protein binding; protein tyrosine phosphatase activity
Source: RefSeq, a predicted model, not a curated record
AGGAAGUGAGGCCGGUGUGGCUGCGGGCUGUGGGCGGUGCACAGCUUCAGUCUGGCGGCUGCUCCUCAGUCAGUCAGUCGGUGUAGUGGAGAGCGGACGGAGAGGAGCGGCGCACCGGGACCCCGGAUCCGUGCUACACACACACAGCAGCGAGCCCACAACCGACCAGACCGACCGACCGACCGACCCACCCACCGACCGGCAGGCAGGCAGGAGCGGAGCGGAGCAGCAUGGAGCUGUGAGGGCAGAGGGCCGACCGGGACCCGCUCCCCCCAAAAUCAGCGUUUGGUUCGUCUGUUUACGGCAUCUGCGAGCUUUUCCCCAACAUGGAGACCACCGGCUGCUGGCUGCUACUGGCUGCGCACUUCAUCCUCAUCUGCCACCAAGCUGAAGGAUAUGCUUACAGGAAUCAACGCAAGUUCUCAGAAGACAUCGACUGGUCGUACGCAGGAACAUUAAACCAAAACAACUGGGCCAAGAAGUUUCCAUCCUGCAGCAACGCCAAGCAGUCUCCCAUCAACAUCGAGGAGAACCUGGCCCAGGUGAAGCUGCAGUACCAGAAGUUGCAGUUUGGCGGCUGGGAGAGUCUGACAACCGACAGGACGACCAUCAAGAAUGACGGCAAGACAGUGGCGGUGGAUGUGGAUGGAGAGUUUUAUGUCAGUGGAGGAGGCCUCAGGUCAGAGUUCAAGGUCGGUCGUAUCACCUUCCACUGGGGGCGCUGCAACGCCUCUUCAGACGGUUCCGAACACAGUCUGGAUGGAGUCAAAUACCCUCUGGAGAUGCAGAUCUACUGUUAUGAGGCACAACACUACGACUCUUUAGACGAAACCAUCAAGGCCGGAGGCAGAAUCACAGCACUCACUGUGCUGUUUGAGACGGCCGUGGAUGACAAUGUGAACUACGCGGCCAUCAUAGACAGCAUCACCAGUGUUAGCAGAUACGGGAAGAGUGCUGAGGUUUUGCCCUUCGCCCUCCGCGGUCUCCUGCCAAACUCCACGGAGAAAUACUUCAUCUACAACGGCUCUCUGACCACGCCGCCCUGCAGCGAGAUCGUCGAGUGGAUCGUCUUCAAGAACACGGUGGCCAUCUCUGAUGAACAGCUGGAGAUGUUCUGCGAGGUGAUGACGAUGCAGCAGGCCGGGUACGUGAUGCUGAUGGACUACCUGCAGAACAACUACCGGGAGCAGCAGCAGCAGUUCAUGGGACAGGUCUUCUCCUCCUACACCGGCACCGAGGAGGUCCUCACACCAGUCUGCAGUUCGGAGCCGGAGAACAUCCAGGCGUCGCCCCACAACCUCAGCAGCCUGCUGGUGACGUGGGAGCGGCCACGGGCGGUGUACGACGCCAGCAUCGAGAAAUACUCCGUCAGCUACCGACCGGCCAACGCGGAAAACUCUGUCCCCUCCGAGUACCUGACUGAUGGAGACCAGGAUGUGGGGGCGAUACUUGACGAUCUGUUAGCCAACACUACCUACGUGGUCCAGGUGGUGGCGGUUUGCACCAACGGUCUGUACGGACGUGUGAGCGACCUGCUGACGGUCGUCAUGCCCGUCGACGACCCCGAAAAUGCACUGGAUCCAGAUUCAGAUGAAUUUGACGACGAGGGCAACUAUGAACCCGAUCUGUCCUGGAAUGAACCUGUCCACACCGAGGAUUAUGAUCUGGCCUGGAUUCCUACAAACUCGCCCCGAACCACGACUCCUGAAUCACCAUUUUUACCUCUACCUGGCACCGGAACCACAACAGGGGAGUCGGUUCAGAGAAGAACCAGCACCGAUCCGGUUCCCGCCGUCGCAUCCACUCAGUCUGGUCGAGUCCUGAGCCAUUCGGAAGAGACAGAACGCCGCAGUACCUCUGCACAGCCACAAGGGGUCACCCUGCCACCAGGAACCAGGGGAGAAGCUGACUUCAGUGGCAACGCUCCCUUUUACUCCGGAGCAACAUCAACAACUAAGGAAUUCUCUAUUUCUGCUCCGACUACUCCUUCAUACUCCCAUACAAAGACAGAUGGUGUUCCUGGAGGCAUCAGUCCCAAGGGUGGUGUUAGUACCACUAUUCCUACAUUCACCAGUGCAAAGACAAAAGGUGGUAAAGGUAUUUCUUCAUACAGCCCCACCACUACCACGUUGAGGUCUCGUAGCAGUGGCACGAGCAGCACAACAACAUCAUCGCCCUUCGUCCGGGCUGAGACCGACCGAACCCUGGCACGUCCCAUAUACGAAGAUACCACCCCUGAACGUGGAGGUCCUCCAGAGGUCCAAACUUCGACCUCCCAACCUUCCUCCUCGAGUGAAGCCGUUCCACGUAGUCCCACAGGUCCCAGCAUGCCUAAUUUUUCGCCUGCCACGAGCUCUGUCCGGUUGAGUGCCGUUCUCUUGCAGACCACAAAGCCGGUGUCCAAUGGUGAGCGCCCCUCUGUCCUCCCCUCCUCUUCCUCCUCCUCCUCCGCCUCCUCCGCCUCCUCCCCUCUGUGUGACACCACAGACCCCGACACCGCCCCCUCCACCUGCCUGCAUGACCCUACUUCCUCGUCUUGGCCUGUGUUGUCUGCCUCUGCAUUGGACUACCAGCAUGCCGCUACCGCACCACUGUCUAGCAAAGACCCAGCUUCUCCUUCAACCCCAACGCUCACCGCCUCCACCCUGCCCCACCUCCCUCACCCCUCGCACCCCCUGUCUAGUUGGGAGACUGACCCCGUUUUCCCCGGUGUUGGGUUCGAUGAUAAUGAUAUCGAUGGUGAUUUGUCGUCUGGGUCUUCGUCGGUUUCUUCAGGUGACCCCCUAGUGUUUAGUGAUACCCCCCCUCUCCCAACAAUGCCAGAUCUGUCUGGCGCCGCCGCUGCCGAGCUGUCCGAAUCCUCCAGGGAGAUGUCGCUCUCGACAGUCUCUCCGUCUCUCAGCCCCACCCUCCAGCCGUCAGUUGUCCUUUCUAGUGACUUCACCCUUUCUGGUGCAACACCGGGCCUAUCCCGCUCUUUCUCAGCUGGGUUUGUGGACUCAAGGGACGCCACGGGGAGCACAAUGGAGUUUUUUCUCACCGAGGUCAGCGGUGAUGGGUUUCCGUUAGCUAGCAAUUUAGACACCAUAUGUGGCUGUUCCCUGGAGCCGUCGGCAUAUACAUCCUGGUUGCAUGCCUCUCCUCAUAUGCCCCUGCUGUCCUCAGCCUGGGACUCCGCUAGCUUAGAGCUUUACUCUAGUGCUGGCUUCCUUUCGGCCUCUGGUGUUGGUGUAGACGACCUUCGCUCCCUAUCUGUGGCGGGUUCUGAUGGUCUGUCCUUAGACCAGCCUCUGCUGUCCCAUAGCGCUCUCUCUCCCUCAUCGUCCUCUCUACGCUCCGACCUUCUCCGAGCCACCCAUAGUGACCCGCCCAUUUCUGUUGCAGCCACAGCAUCCGGCGUCAGGGAUCCCUGGUUCUCAGUGUCAGAUGGGAAUCCCGCCCUCCACACCUCUGCCCUCCCUUCCUCACCCACAGCCUCCCCCUUCACCCCCACCCCAGAGGGACAGGUGUUAGACACUAGCAGCAGUGCCUCUGGCUCGGCCCUGUACCCUGACUCCCAGGAGGGUGUAGAUCAGGAGUGGGACAGGGGUCAAACCUCGGCCUCGGGGGAGAGCGCACUCCCUUAUUCGACCAAAGUCACUAACGCUGUUCCUCCAUCUACAACCUCGGAGUCCGCCCAGACCCCAGAUGAUUUGGAAGAACGCUCCUCAGCGUUCUAUUUUGAAAGCGAGAGCGGCAGUGCCAUCACCUCAGAGGUGGAAAGCACUGCAGCUCCAGCCAGUCCCGCGGUAACCUCGGCUUUGCCCUGGUCACUGGGUGGGGAGGAGGAGAGCGGCUCAGGGCAGAGCGAAAGCCUGUACGACAACGAGACGUCCUCCGACUUCAGUAUCUCCGAGCGCACGGAAAGAGAGUCGGAGGAAGAGGAACCAGUUGCAGACGCCAGUAACAGCAGCCAUGAGUCCAGGGUCGGUUCGAUCAGGGAGAGGGAGAGGAAGGCCGUGGUGCCUCUGGCCGUCAUCUCCACCCUCACCGUCGUCGGCCUCAUCGUCCUCAUCAGUAUCCUCAUCUACUGGAGGGCUUGUUUUCAGACGGCUCACUUCUACAUCGACGACAGCUCAUCGCCCAGAGUCAUCGCUGCACCGUCCACAGCCGCGUUAACGUCUGACGACCAGACGGCUUUCCCAGUGAGGGACUUUGUCAAGCACGUCGCUGAGCUUCACGACACCCAGGGCUUCCAACGAGAGUUUGAGAUACUGAAGGAGAGCUACGAGGAGGUGCAGGCGUGCACGGUGGACAUGGGGAUGACCACCGACAGCUCCAACCAUCCUGACAACAAGACUAAAAACAGAUACAGCAACAUCCUGGCCUACGACCACAGCCGGGUGCGGCUCUCGUCGCAGGCUGACAAAGACGGAAGGACGGGAGAUUACAUCAACGCAAACUACGUGGAUGGUUUUAAAGAGACCAGGUCGUACAUCGCCGCCCAGGGCCCUCUGAGGUCGAGCACCGAGGACUUCUGGAGGAUGAUUUGGGAGCAAAACGUCAGCGUCAUCGUCAUGAUCACGAACCUGGUGGAGAAAGGACGAAGGAAGUGUGACCAGUACUGGCCCACGGACGUGCAGGAGGAGUACGGCAGCUUCCUGGUGACGGCGAAGAGCAGCAGGGUCCUGGCCUACUACACCCAGAGGACCUUCGCCGUCAGGAACACCCACGCCAAAAAGGGCUCCCAGAAGGGACGGAGGGACGAGCGGACGGUGACGCAGUACCAUUACACCCAGUGGCCCGACAUGGGCGUCCCGGAGUUCGCCCUGCCGCUGCUCAGCUUCGUCCGCAAGUCGUCCAGAACCAGGACGGACGACGUGGGGCCGGUGGUGGUGCACUGCAGUGCCGGCGUGGGCCGGACGGGAACCUACAUCGUCCUGGACAGCAUGCUGAAGCAAAUGAGAGACGACGGCGCCGUCAACGUCACGGGCUUCCUCAAACACAUCCGCACACAGAGGAACUACCUGGUCCAGACAGAGGAACAGUACGUUUUUAUCCACGACGCCUUGGUGGAAGCCGUCCUGUCCGGGGAGACGGAGGUGGCGGCAGCUCACCUGCACAGGUACGUGGACGAGCUGCUGAACCCGGGGCCCGCCGGGAGGACGCGCCUGGACAAACAGUUCAAGCUGGUUUGUCACGCCGGAGUGAAGCAGUGUGACUACUCUGCAGCUCUGCAGGACUGCAACCGCAGCAAGAACAGAAGCUGCUCCGUGGUACCCGUUGAGAGGUCACGGGUGCGUCUGUCUACGUCGGCGGGGGAAACGUCGGACUACAUAAAUGCGUCGUACAUCACAGGUUACAGGCAGAACAGCGAGUUCAUCAUUACCCAGAAUCCUCUGCCUGGCACCAUAAAGGACUUCUGGAGGAUGAUAUGGGACCACAACGCCCAGGUCAUCUUGUCGCUGCCGGGGACACCAGCUAGUGGGAUGGAGGAGGAAGAGGCGGAGUUGUGCGUCUUCUGGCCCCGCAAGGGGCAGCCAAUCAGCUACGAGAUGUUCACUGUCACUCAGAGGAGCGAGGAUCACGUCUGUCUGGCCAACGAGGACAUGCUGGUGGUCCAGGAGUACGUACUGGAAGCUACACAGGACGACUACGUUCUGGAGGUGAAGCACUACCGCGCCCCCCGCUGGCCAAACCCGGACAGUCCGAUAAGCAACACCUUCGAACUGCUCAACCUGAUGAAAGAGGAGAGCAACGCCAAGGACGGCCCUACUGUGGUCCACGAUGAUGUGGGUGGAGUCACGGCAGGAACCUUCUGCGCUCUAUUGUCUCUGACUCGACAGCUGGAGGCCGAAGGCUCAGUUGACGUCUUCCAAGUGGCCAAACUGACAAACCUCAUGAGACCAGGAAUCUUCAGCAACAUCGAGCAGUACCAGUUCCUGUACAAAGCCAUGCUGAGUCUCAUCGGGACGCAAGAAGACGAGAAAACACUCCAGUCCUCCGACAACAACGGUACCAUCGUCGUGGGAACUGCCAGCACCGCAGAGAGCCUUGAAUCCCUGGUGUAACUGCCCAAAAAAAAAAAAAAAAACCAC